CCUAAAUGUGCGAUAUCAGCACGGAAGAUCAAUUGCUAGAAUUUGCACGAAAAGCCGCCGAAUCAGGAGAUCAGACACAGACUUUUGAAUUUAAGAAGCACAUUGGUUUUUUGAUUCGACACUUGAACGUAUUCCCACAGCCGUAUAAUACGUUGGAGACUAGUCGAAACACAAUCUUCCUAUUCGCAAUCUCUUCACUGGAUUUGCUCGGCGAGCUCGACAAUCUCCUGACUCCGGAACGCCGUCAGGCGUAUAUCGAUUGGAUUUACGGACUUCAGUUUACAAACGGUACCCCACCCACGCAAAAUUUCUAGGAGUUGAACGCAUUUUUCUUGUUAAAAAUCUUUUUUUCCCCUUUUUCCCGAUUUUUUUCCCAUUUUUUUUUCACAAAUUUCCAUAAUUUCCCGUUCAAAAAUGUCUUCCCACCACCACGCCGCCCCCGCACUCUAUUGUGAACCCGUUUCCCGUGACUUUGGACAGCAUACUUUUGGCCAACGAGGCUUUGGAGGCCUACUCGAGGACUGGACGACGCCUAGGCCCGAUGGAAAGACCCGAUGGAUUCCACAGUAUAAUUUGCAGAAUUUUUGGAGACGAAAAAUUCCGCCACUCCAGUGUGGGCUCAUUGAGCCGCUAAUUCCGCCGAGGCUGAGAAGUCCCGACGAUUUCAGCCGCCUGCCCGGCCAUUUUUCGUAUCGAACCACCAACGAUUAUGAGCUCUACAAUCGAAAUUUGCUCGCCACGCGAUUUUUUGAAAAUUCGGGCGGCGAAAAUGGAGGAGGGAUUUUGAAGAUUUGGACAGUUAAUGAACGGUCAAAAAGGAAGAUGUUGGAGUGCUUUUCUGUUGAAAUUUCUCCACUCGGACUGCCCAUCACCGCCUCCUCCUCGCUACAGCCGAUAUAUGAGAAAAAGCUAAAAAUGCUCCCACCACUGAAAAACGACACAGCUGCUCCAAAAGCCAAGGAGCCACUUCUCGAGCUCCGCACCUCCUCGUGGAGCUCCCCAUUGCACACUGGGCUUUUUCUACGGAGCCCGACGCUUCUGCAAUUGAUGAAUUUUCGUGAAGAAGAAGCCUCCUCCGAGGAGGAUCCCGUGAUCUACGAAAAACACAUUCCGAUCUUCAAUUUCGCGGUGAAAAGCUUCACGGAAUCGGAGCUCCUCGAGCAAACCCUAGCCGUUGUGGAUUUUGGAGGUCGUGUAUGGAUUUGCGGGGGCGGGGGCGGCUUCAGCUCCAAGCCAAUGAAGCUCCGAGCAAAUGAGCAAGAGAUCUACCAGUUGGCGGCAUUUUGUGAUCAUCCGAAGCUCAUAGCGGUGGCUGGACACUUUCACGUGGAAAUCGUCGAUAUGAGAAGCCCGGCGGCGGCGGCCUCCUCGAGAGCCUGCGCGGAGCUCUGGAGAAGCCCACUUUUUGAGAGCCGAGGCCGUGAAGAGGCGAUGUAUUUGCAGGCUGUUCCGCCGGUUUCUGCACAAAUUCGGCAUGUUUCUAGGCUUCAAGGCACGGCGAACGCCUAUUGUGUGAUGACUGAUCGGACGCUUCACCUCAUUGAUGAUCGAUUUCCGGGCCGGCCUGUUCUCGGCCUGAAACAUGCGUUUUCGAGUGGAACUCAUCGGAUGGUGGUGUCGAAUCCGGUUGGGGAUGAAGCCGCUGGUGGAAAUGUGUACUCAAUCUUCUGUCAAGACCAGCUUCAAGUGCUCAAUUCAUCAAUUUCAAUGACAAAACUCUAUGCUCAUCCGACAGGCGUCUGGUCUUCAGUCGACGCUUUCCAUUCCAUCGGAGAGCCCGAAAAUUUCAAUCAAAUCGUCCGCCGCGGCAAAUACGCGGAACCCGAGGUCCCGAGUGAGCCCACAAGAGCAAUGGAUCUCGUGGAGCUCUCUGACUUGAAAUGCUCAUUGCUAGUCCGACAAACUGAUGAUGGAGCAAUUUGGUGGCAAAAGUUUUCGAAUGAGCCGGUGAGGACUGAAAAAGAGCAAUUUUCGGAGCAGAAAAAGAGCUUGGAACGGAUUAUUGAACGGAGAAGCCGUGAGCCGGAUUCGUGGAAACGAGAGCCCUGGAGACCGGUUUAUUCGGAUGGAAUGUGUGAAGAAGUUAGGGAGAAGCCGGAGGAUUUUAGAAAAAUCGUACCCGUGAGCUGUCCGGACAUUGAUCGUCGUGUAAUUUCCAAAUAUAAUCAAUACGCCACAACCCUCUCACAACAGGCCAAUCGUUUCCGAAUAUCAUCACAUUUAAUUAAACAACCGCUUGAAGUUAUUCCAUUGGACGAUAUCAAUAGUACUCUGUCGAAAAUUACAUUGGACACGUGGCAAGCCACUGAAAAUAUGAUGAAGGAGAAUAGGCAGAAGCAGUAGAAUUAGGCUUUUUGAAUUUUUUUUUUUUGAAAAUUCCCGGAAAAAUGACUGAAAAAACAGGAAUUUUGGUGGAAAAAUUGAGAUUUUUGCGUAGUUUUUAGGAAAAAAGUUUCGAAAAACUGACCA
Caenorhabditis elegans is the source of this 2469-nucleotide messenger RNA. It is a transcript of the gene Y48E1B.3, whose product is annotated as Geranylgeranyl transferase type I subunit beta. The coding region runs from base 415 to 2343 and encodes 642 amino acids. The record is from RefSeq and is marked reviewed. Gene Ontology annotation, biological process: RNA polymerase I preinitiation complex assembly; transcription by RNA polymerase I. The transcript has 8 exons. Lineage: Eukaryota; Metazoa; Nematoda; Chromadorea; Rhabditida; Rhabditidae.